Molecule: messenger RNA, 1631 nt
Organism: Caenorhabditis elegans
Lineage: Eukaryota; Metazoa; Nematoda; Chromadorea; Rhabditida; Rhabditidae
Gene: gphr-2
Product: Golgi pH regulator
Exons: 10
Coding region: 41-1423 (460 amino acids)
Biological process (GO): monoatomic anion transmembrane transport
Cellular component (GO): membrane
Source: RefSeq, marked reviewed
AACUGAAACUAUCAUGAUUGCUGCACAAUAAUUUAAAAUAAUGGAAGGAAGCUAUGACGCCUGGGUUGUGUUUGUUUCACUAAUCCUGUUUUUCAUUGCCGGGUGGAUUUUUUAUACAAAACAGUUGUUCAAAAAUUAUGAAGUGCACAAUAGAGUCGUUCAGUUCAUAUUCUCGUUCACAUUUUCCCUAUCCUGCUCACUUUUUGAGUUGAUCAUUUUUGAAAUUGCGGAUAUUUUGGAUCCAACUUCUCGUCAAAAAUGUUGGACAAACUGCCUUUCAAUAAUACUUCUCACUUUGGUUAUUCUUAUACCGUUGUACAUGGCUUACAUGAUUAUUCAAACAAUACCAUUUAUUCAACCAAAACUACAUUUUCCAUUCACAAUUUUUUCAUGGUUCAUUUUCUUAUAUUUCUUCUGGAAAAUUGGAGAUCCGUUCCCAAUUUUGAGUGCAAAACAUGGAAUUUUUACAAUUGAACAAGUGAUUUCUCGAGUUGGAGUGAUUGGUGUGACGGUUAUGGCUGUGUUAUCUGGCUUUGGAGCUGUGAAUGCUCCAUACUCAUAUAUGACUAUUUUCAUGAGACCAGUGGAAGAGAUUCAAGCUCAACAAUUGGAAAAACGUCUGAAGCAUGCAAUGGACAUGAUUGUGAGCAAAAAACAAAAAAUGGCAAGGAAUCAAUUAGAAUUAAAACGAUUGACUGCGGAAAAAGUUUCACAAGAGCCAAGCUUCCUAUCAAAACUUUGGUCAAACUUCAGUGAAAACAGCAACGAAAACAACUUACAGUCACAGAUAAGCAAGAUGCAAAACGAGAUCAAACCAUUGGAGACAUUGAGCAGAUAUUUGUUUUUGGAAUUGGUGGAGUUGCGGAAUAUGUUAGAAAGGGUUGCUUUUAGCAAAACGUUCAUUGGAAUAUAUUUCAACGUGCUUGGUCAUUUUUUCUCACUUUAUUGCGUUUGGAAAAUUUUUAUAUCUCUCGUUAACAUACUAUUUGAUAGAGUCGGAAAGGUGGACCCUGUGACGCGGUUGAUAGAAGUUAGUGUAAACUACGUUGGCAUUGAUAUGGACGUCCGCUACUGGUCACAGUACAUCUCCUUCUUUCUGGUAGGAGUCAUUGCUAUUACAUCAGUCAGAGGUCUUCUUAUCACAAUGGCAAAAUUCUUCGUGUCAAUUUCGAAUGUCCGUUCAUCCAAUAUAAUCGUUCUCGGAUUUGCGCAAAUCAUGGGCAUGUACUUUGUUUCAAGUGUGCUGCUGAUGCGAAUGAACGUGCCGCCAGAGUAUCGCAAAAUUCUAACAAGAAUCUUAGGAGAUCUUCAGUUCAAUUUUUAUCAUCGCUGGUUUGAUGUGAUUUUCUUAAUAUCUGCAGUAACUUCUAUUGCGGUCUUUAGUCUUAUUAGAAAAUCGGGAGACACUAGAUUCAAACACUGAUAUUCAAGUCUUUCAUUCUUGUUUUUUUGGGGUAAGCUUUCAUGCAGGUAUAGGUUGAUCAGGUUUUCAGUUACAGUUGUUUUUCAAUUUUGCCUUUGCCUAGGGGCUCAUUUAAAUCUGGUAAUUUAUUGUGAACAUUCCAUUCAAAUUUUCCCGCUUAAUUGUAUUCUUGGAAAUCUUGGUGAAAUAAAAAGUUUGUAUAUUACAA